AUGCAGCAGAUGGAGGCUGCUAGGGUAGCUGCUGAAGAUGCCCAUAGGCAACAUAUGGAAGCCCUCCGCCAGCUGGAGAAGAAUAGGGCGAUUGCUCCAACCUCUGGUCUUGAGCCACGACCUGUAGUCAGGGAAUGGAGCCUGCAAGACUUCUUGAAGCAGCACCCGAUGAAGUUUAGAGGCAAGACGAGCCCUGAUGCCGCGUACCAAUGGCUAAAGGAUAUGGAGAGGAUCUUUGAUGCUAAAUACAAAAUCCAUCAUGGAGGAGAGGGGCGAACCAGUGACUUGGGAGGCAUUCAGGAGAAGUUUCUCUCUGAGUACUUUCCCAACAGCGUCAGAUAUGCUAAGGAGGUGGAGUUCCUCCAACUGACACAGAGGAACAAAUCAGUGGCGGACUAUGCUAAAAAGUUCAAGCACCUCAACCGCUUCUAUACACUGCCACUAGAUGAAGAGUGGAGAUGCCGCAAGUUCGAGAAUGGUCUUCGCGGCGAUAUUCGCUUGAUGGUAGCCCCAUUAUCCAUCAAGGAUUUUGCUGCUUUGGUGAAGAAGGCCAGAGUGAUGGAGAAGAUGAAGAACGAGGUGGAAGGUUAG
Messenger RNA from Vigna unguiculata (cowpea), 591 nucleotides. RefSeq lists its product as uncharacterized. The record is from RefSeq and is a predicted model, not a curated record. NCBI's taxonomy places the organism in Eukaryota, Viridiplantae, Streptophyta, Magnoliopsida, Fabales, Fabaceae.